Molecule: messenger RNA, 5665 nt
Organism: Cinara cedri
Lineage: Eukaryota; Metazoa; Arthropoda; Insecta; Hemiptera; Aphididae
Source: the annotation of a GenBank genome assembly
GGUCCAUCAUAUCUUAGUUCGUAUUUUAUGCUUCUAUCUGGACGUGGUAGCUAUUAUCAUACAAUAUUUGGUUGGAUUAUCGGCUGUAAUAUUUCCGGAUACAUUUUUUUGGUCUUAAAUACUGUUCAGUGUUUAGAUAAAAUAAUUUUAUCUUAAAUAAUUUUUUGGCUGAUUUAUUUAAGAUUUUUUUGAAGAGCCCCGUCCGUACUUAUCAAGGUUUAUAGAUAAUAGAUCGUGUACUUAUCACGUCCUAACCAUCGCAUAGAGUUUAUGAACCAUCGCGGUAGUUUGUAUUUUGUUUGGUUCGUCUUGUCAGUAGCUGGUAUUUACAAUGUUGUCACGUUUUUUUAUAUGAAUAUUAUUAUUAAUUUAAAUUGUUUGCAUUCCAAUCCUUCCAUUUUUUUCAAAUCAUUAUUUUGUAUUAAUAGUUCGUCCAUCAUAAUAUUUACAUUUAAUAAUAUCGUUUAAAACAUAUAUCCUCAUAUCAAUCAGUUAUGGAAUUCGUUCGUGUCAAGAGGCGUCACGAUGAAGAUCCAUUCAACUCCAUUGUUGUAUCGCACAAAAAAUUAAAAACGAACGGUUCUAGUUUCAGUACAGAUUGUGUAUUUCAGUUUGCAGCCACCAUUAAGGAUGAAGUGAGUAUCUACUAAAAAACUAAUAAUGUUAUUAUGUUACUUAUGUUGUAUGAUAGUUUGAUUUUCAUCUUAUAAUACAAUUUCAAAAGAUCUUUUACUGCUCUUAUAUAUUCUCAUCAAUGUGUCUAAGGAUUUGUGAGAUAUUUCAAACAAUUCUUUCAAAAUCUCAAUAUUUAUUAUUUUACGAUAGUAUUAUUUGAAUUGGAUUAGCAUACUAGGAUAUUAUGAUUGCCUUUUUAAAUAAUUAAUAUUAACAUUCCCAUAUAAAUGACCUCAACUUGUCAGUAUAUACUAAUAAUAUAUAGUUUUUAUAGUAGGUUUAUAACAAUUAUAAUAUUGUUAAAAUUAAAAUAUAUAUUUUUUUAGAAUGAAAAUUUAUCACAAAUACUAAAGGAUGUACGAGAAUCAAAGUCUGUAAAAUGUUUAACGAAGAUUAACAGAAAUAAAAAUACAAACAAUGUAGUCGCACAUUCAAAAGCAGAACGUUUAAAGGUUGGGUGUACUUAUAUUAUACCUACUUAUUGCUUGUAAAAAUAACUUAUUCAAAAUGAUGUUAUGUAAUUCAAAUUUUACAUGAAAAAAUUGUACUUAUAAAACUAAGUAGAUUUAACAAUUUUAUUUAAAUAAUUUAAUGAAUUUUAAGAAAUUUUGAGAAAUGUUAUUAUUUUACCACAUACUGCAAUAAUGUUUAAUCAUAAUUCAAUAGGUAUUUCUAUUUGUUUAAAUGUAGAUAUUGGAUACACUUAGGGCAGUCAAACAAGACACUGUAACAGUUGAAGAAAAAGAUGGAGAGAAUUCCGAAAUAAAAGUUGUUGAUUUUAUUACGAAAGCAGAUGAUGAGACGAAAGCUUCAAUAGAUGAUGAAGGAAUUUCAAUAGAUUAUGUAUAUGAUGUUUAUUAUGCAUUAAAUAAUGAUAAUAAACCACUUGAUAUUGAUGAUAUCGAUAGGUAAUUAUUAUUUUGGUAAAUUUUAAUAAGGUACUAAAUAAUUUUUUUUAUUUCUAAAACAUUUAAAUAUAUACAUAUACAUUUAUAAACAAUUUUUUUAGUGUACGUGAACUUGAACCAGCCUCUUAUUAUAGUAUGUAUGAAAAUCAAAAUCACUGCUGCAGAUCUUUGCAAUAUGAAGAAGUAAAUGAUGAUGAUGCUGAUUCUGAUGCUGAUGAUAAUGAUGAUUCUAAUGAUGAAGGAAAUUGGAGAAAUGACUAUCCCGAGGAAGAUGAAAUGAUAAAUAGGUAUGAUGAAUGAUUAAAUUUGUUUUUUAACUUGAGUAAAGUUGAAGAAAUACUUAUUCAUUAAUUAAAAUAAUAAUAUAUGAAAUUAAUUUGAUAAUCAAAAUAUAUUCAUUCAGUAUUAUAAUGUGAGAUUUACUCAUAAAUAAAAUCUAGGUAAGCUAAUGAAUGUUUAAUUUGUUGAAUUUUGUAUUCUUGAUAAAAGAUAAAACUAUUAGUACCAACAUUGUUGUUCUUCUUCUUCUACUGGCAAACCCUACUCUCUAAGAGUUUUAGCCGCCAUUACUACACUUCGCCACCUAUCCCUAUCUUGGGCUGUCUCUCUCCAGUUCUCAACUCCAAGGAUUUUUAAGUCUUUUUCUACUACGUCUAUCCAUCUUUUCCUAGGUCUCUUGAUGAAGCUUGUUACUGGUGCUAAAUCCAACAUAUUGUACAGCUCUCUAUUGUACCUCCUUCGCCAAUUCCCCAUUGUUUCAUCAAAGACAGGUCCACAUAUUUUUCUCCAUACUCUGUGUUCAAAAGUUCUCAGGUUUCUUUCUACUUGUUUGGUCGUUGUCCAAGCUCCGCAGCCAUACAUGAGAGUCGAUCUUAUAAUAGCCACGUAUAGUCUUACUUUCGUUUUCCUGGACAACAUUCUGGAUGUGAAGAACUUUGUCAGUGCGUAGAACGUUUUCUGAGCUUUAUUUAUCCGCAUACUUAUUUCCCUUGACCAAUNGUAACUCACCUAUUAUAUCUAAGUCAUCAGCAAAACCGAGGAGCCGUAUCUUAUUCUGACCAAUUAACAGGCCCCCUUCACUCUCUUGUAGUAUCCUUACUACCUUCUCAAGGACAAGAUUGAAGAGUACUGGUGACAGGGCAUCCCCCUGUUUUAGUCCGGUUUCCACUGUAAAGGUUCCUGAUGUUAUAUUUUGUGUUCUUACUCUGUAUUUCGUGUUUUCCAUACACAUUUUAGUAAGCGCUAUUAGUUUUUUUGGGAAACCAAACUCGUACAUAAUGUUGUAGAGACUCUCUCUGUGGAUACUAUCAUAGGCUUUUUUAAAAUCUGUGAAUAGUUGCCACAUAUUCUGUCGAUAUUCGUACCUCUUUUCAAUAAUUUGGCUUAUUAUGGAUAAUUGUUCUGUGGUUGAGCGACCUUUCCGAAAACCGCAUUGGUAUUCACCUAGAGAGUCCUCCGCAUAUGGGACAAUGCGAUCUAGUAAAAUUCUAGAGAAGACCUUGUACGCAGAGUUCAAGAGCGAUAUCCCUCUAUAGUUGUCACAUUUUGUCUUGUCUCCUUUUUUGUGUAAUGGUAUAAUGAUUGCCUCAUUCCAGCUACCCGGUACCCGUUCUUCCAUCCAUAUUAGCUGGCACAGUCUGUGGAUUACUACAUGUAACUCCUUACCUCCAUAUUUUAUGAGUUCUGCUGGAAUAUCAUCGGUACCUGGUGCUUUCCAAUUCUUUAGGCCACUUAUUGCAAUUAUUACUUCUUCUAGACUAACAUCUUCUACGUAAGGCUUCGCUCUUUCAUAUUCGGUAUGUGAUACAGGCUGGGCUGGCAUCCUACCAUUUAGUAGUUCUUCAAAAUNUUUCUGACGUUUUCAUCUUUAAGUAACUCUAGGUUCAAUUUAGCUCUUUUGCCUUGUUUUAAUCUCGAUUGGCUUUUUAGCUUUGAUCUAAGUUUGGCGAUCACCAAGUAGUGAUCCGUGUCACAAUCGGCGCCUCUAUGACUUCUUACGUCGUGAAUGGUACUACGAUAUCUAGUUUGUAUGAGGACGUGAUCUAUUUGGUUCAGGGUUUUGGCAUCCGGUGAUCUCCACGUGACUUUAUGAAUAUUUUUAUGUGGGAACGUGGUACUACUAACAGUCAACCCAUUUGAUAUUGCAAACGCUAUCAAUCGUUGACCAUUGUCGUUGCUGUUACUAUGCAAACUUUCCUUCCCUAUACAAGGGAAGUACUGUGGUUCCCGUGUCCACAUUUUGUAUUGAAGUCACCUAAUACAAUCUUUAUCACGUUCCCAGUGAUACUCUCAUAUGUUUUAGUCAGUUCGUCGUAGAAGAUGUCUUUCGCAUUGUCAUCUUUUACUUCCGUUGGUGCAUGACCAUUUAUUAAACAAACAUUAAUUGGGCUAGUGUUGAUGGUUAAUGUCGAUAUCUGUUCGGAUACUGGAUUAAAUUCUUUAAUUCACGAUUCAAAUAUCCUAUGAACUGCAAAACCGCUACCGAAGUGAUGCGUAUUGUCCAUUCCUGAGAAGAAAAUUGCGUACUCUCCUAUCGUUAGUUGUCNGGCUAGUGUUGAUGGUUAAUGUCGAUAUCCGUUCGGAUACUGGAUUAUAUUCUUUAAUGUACGGUACUAAUAUCCUAUGAACUGCAAAACCGCUACCGAAGUGAUGCGUAUUCUCCAUUCCUGAGAAGAAAAUUGUGUACUCUCCUAUCGUUAGUUGUCCUACUCCCAACCAUCUUAUUUCUUGUAUGGCUGCUACUUUAAUGUUGUAGGUGUUAAGGACAUCAACUAAAUUUUGACUUGCACCUGUUUUAUACAUACUUGUCAGAUUCCAUGUCGCAAUCUUAAAAUCAGCAUUCCGUUUCCAUAAACCAGUCUUGAAUCCAUGUAAUCUUGUCCGAGGCUUAGGUGUAGUUGUUUUCAUAACAUAGUUCUUUUACUAGGCAGGGUUGUUAACCCUACGCUUAACCCCCAACCUGGGGGACCAGUCAACCCCAACCAAUUUAGGUCAAGGUAGGGCUGCUGCAGUUUACCAACACUGUUAAUGUUAAAAAUUAAAAACUUAAUUAAUUAAAAUCAUUUAAUCUAAUAAUUCAGUAUAGUUUUAAAAUGUUGAAUUACAUUUUGAAGAACAAUAAUAUAGUUGAUGUUUAUUAUAUUAUAGUUUUAUAUUGCUACAAUAAUGAAUAAAACCAAGUAUUAUAAUAUUGUAGCGACUAGUUAAUAUAUUUAAUGCUUGGGAAAUUUAAAGUUUAAAAAAGUUGUAGUUAUAAUUAGGUUAAAUGUAUAAAUGAAAUAUUAAAUUAAGUGCAUUGGUUUUUAUAAAUUAAUAAUUUUUAUUAACCAUAACCAUUAUUUGUGUUUAGAGUAUAUAUUAAAAAAUUAUUAAAAUAUAUAUUUGUGACUAAGGUAUUUAAAUAAUUUUAGUGAUAAUGAUGAUGAUUUUGAAAGCUUGGUUGUGCCCACAAGACGAUGGAAUAUAAAUAGUGAGUUGAAUUAUUAAUUUAUUAUAAAAAAAAACCUUCAAAUGUUGGUUAAUAUUAUUUACAUUGUAUUUUUGUCAUUUUAGAUUAUAGCAGUAGUGAUGAUGAUGAUUUUGACAACAGAGAUCUUCCCAAUGAUUAUGACUCGCGUUUGGCUAGAUAUAAAGAACGUGUAAAGGCCCAAGAACAUUAUUAUUAUAAUAACGAUAUUAAUGACAGUACGAGUGGAUCCAGUGAUUCAAAUGAUUAGAUAUGAUGUGAUUAAGAUUAUGGUUCUUCAAGUUGUAUUUUUAUACCUAUACUAAUUAGAAUAUGAAUAAGUUGUGUUCACGAUCAAUUUUAAAAUUUGAUAUUUUAUGUUAGAAAAUGCGUAUUUUUAAUAAAUCAUAAUAAAUAUUAAUUCAUUUAUUAUUGGUAUUUUAUACAUUUUAUUUUCAAAGUUUAAUGGCAGUUUUAUUAAGUAUUACUGUUUGUAUUCGGUUUGGCUGCAAGUUAAUUAUAAGACACAUGGACUGUCAACGGUCUCAACAGUUGGAAGGCAAUUAAAUUAAGAUUUGUUGUACAAAGUAAAAUCAUUUUGAUAUUUUUAGUAAUAUAUCGAUAUGGUAACUUGAAG